Fopius arisanus is the source of this 3573-nucleotide messenger RNA. Lineage: Eukaryota; Metazoa; Arthropoda; Insecta; Hymenoptera; Braconidae. The record is from RefSeq and is a predicted model, not a curated record.
AUGCACGCUGUCGAUGGAGGUGUGAUAAAAAAAUUAUUAAACCUCUGGUUUGGCUCAUAUUAUCGAAAUUCUCCUUUUUCUUUACUUGCUGUUAAAGAUAUUGUACAUGAGGGAUUGAAAACAAUCAAACCUCCCAAGUUCACCCAUCGUAUGCCCAGAACAGUUGAUGAUCUCUGUCAUUGGAAGGCAUCAGAGCUCAAGAUGUGGGCGUUUUAUUAUUCCUUGCCAAUUUUGCAGGGAGUUAUGAGAUCUGAUUUUUUCGCAAAUUAUUCGAUUUUAAUAACUGCAAUUUCGAUUCUCAGCGCAGAUUUUAUUUCCCUUAAAAUGAUCGAUGUUGCUGAAAAAUAACUGCAACAGUUUGUUCGUGGUUUUGAACUACUAUACGGGUUACAAUUCUAUUCCAUAAAUAUUAAUCAACUCUUACAUCUAGCUCAAUGUGUUCGUCAAUUGGGUCCUCUGUGGACCUAUACUUGUUACCCGUAUGAGGACCUUAAUGGUCGCCUACUGAGAACUAUCCAUGGAACACGAUAUAUACAGGGUGUCCCAGAAAAAAUACUGUUUAAAAUGAGUGGAAGACGUAAUGAGGAGUCAAAAAGUCGAAAACGUGUGCUCGGGCGUGAACGGGUUAGACUUCAUCGCGCUGAAAAACGUUGUCAGCAGAUGAAUGAAGCGAGAAUGUUAUGGGAUGACGACAAAUCUAUUGAUGUUGAUAUUCGAGAGGAUGGACAACAUGUUGGAUUGGAGCAUGAAUAUAGCGAGAGCAUGGGCAAUAGUGAGUACAGUGGGGAUGCUCUGAAAUAUUCAUUCAGUAAUGAAGAUGUCCUGGAAAAUAAUCUUGACCUAACCUCUACUUCUCAUGACCUCGGUAGUGAACAGAAUACAUCAAAAUUGAACGACCAAGAAAGUGGAAUGGAUGUUGAAAUUACUAGUAACAAUUAUGGUGAUCAAAACAUUGGAACAGUGUUUGAUCAAUUAAAUCGAUUUAGUUUUGAAUUAGACAAGGAUGAUGCUGAACCUACAGAAGAGCUACCUGACCACCAACAUCUAAUAAGUUCUACACUUGAUGAGUGGUACGACGCUGAAUCAUAUGCCUCGGAUGGAGAUUUUGAUGGCACCGAUGAAGAACUAGAUAUACGACCAGCUAGUGUAACAGAAGAUAAUGUGGAAGAUCUUGAGGAGUCUCUUGAAGAUUACAAUCAGGAAGAAGAGUUGAGAAGAUGGGCAUUGAGUGGUCAUCCACCUAUCGCUCACGUGCGUCUUGAAGAAUUACUCACGAUAUUUCGUAGACGAUUUUUACCCCAAUUACCAAAAUCUGCUAAGACUUUCUUGAAAACCUCGAAAGCUUCUUAUCAUAUUGAAAUUGAUAAAGAUGCAAACGAAUUUGUGUACUUUGGACUAAAAGAAAAGUUGAAACAAAUAGUGAAUCCUGCCCUACAUACUGAUAAUAAUAUUGAUUUAUUAUUCAAUGUGGAUGGUUUACAAUUAUACAAGUCUAGCUCCAAGCAAUUCUGGCCCAUCCUCUGCCUAAUUUUCUCAGAAGAAAAUCUCUACAAGCCAUUUCCAGUAGCAAUAUACUCUGGUAUCAAAAAGCCAAAUGAUGUGAAUCAAUUUCUGGAGAAGUUUGUAAAUGAAAUUAAUGAGUUGCAAGCUGACGGAUUGAGGACUGAUGGUAAUAAAUUGAAUCACUCUCAUACGAUGGGCUUUAAGCGAUCAAAGAGACAUGGGGAGGGGAAUGAAGAAGACCCUGGUUAUCGCUUUAAAGUGGUUCUUUUCCUGGACGACAAGGAAGAAAAACUAAGCAUUGACGUCGCACCUGAAAAAUGGGUGUUUUAUUCAGAGGAAUCGAAAACCAACCUCUGUCGCUUUCCAGUUGGUCCAUUCAGCAAUCAAGACAUUUCUGACUUACACCAAAAAGUUCAGAAUUGUCAUCUUGCUGACGAGUCAUGGCCACUACAUCGAGUUCAAAUCCGUGGCAGAGCACGAACAUAUUCAGAGGCUUGCGAUGCUGCCGAGAAAUUACAAUUUGAUCGGUAUGCAUUCUCCACAGAUAGAGAGAGUUCUGUUGAGCGAGCUCUGCGCGAAGAGAAUGAACUUCCUAGAUGUAGAGACCUGAGCGAUAAAACAAUAGACGAGGAGCUGGAUGAGGCCACAGUUAUAUUGGCUGAUGAUGCAGUGAUAAUGAAUAAGGAGAAGACCAGGUCAAUUCGAAAAAAACAGAGAGGAAAACAGAAAUUUUCCAAACAACCUCCCUGGUCAUCACCAGACUCAUCAUCUUCCGACGAAUCGACUUCUCAAGUUCAGAUGAAGAAGGGAGAACAUUUUCGAUGGAGAGUAUCGGUGCCGUCAUCACUCUCCCUGAUAUCUGGAGGAUCCCUCUCAAAGAGUUCAAUGAAAAACGAUAGAGGAUCUUCACAGAAUUCAUUGGAUUCAUCCUCUAACGAAUCAUCACGUGAGAAUCCCCGUUCAAGACCUCCAAGAUCUCCAAAGAAAAAUGCCAAAAAAUCUCACCAAAUUUCAUUCGAUUCCGAGACAUUACUGGAUGUUUCAUCACCUGAACCUAAAACCUCUUCAGGAGAGCUUGCUCUUCAGGUUUCAAAAUCAUAUGCUGAAUCGUCCAGUGCUCCAUCUCCAUCUGCAUCCAAGAAAUCAUCCCAAAAGUACCUCGACAGUUCUGCUCAUUCAAAAACAGGCCUAGAAUUGUUAUCGAGAAAAGUGUUGCCCCUAUCAAUUCACUCAUCAACACCAAAAACUUCCAAGAGGAAUCAUUCCGAGAUGCAGGGAUCGUCUCCAGAAAUUGAUAAUGAGAAACAAGUCGAUAAACGAGCAAAGGACCACCGACGAUCUCGCUCAAGAGAACGAAGGAGCUUCCAUGAAGACCACGAAACCCUGAAGAAUAUCCCGAGGCCACAUCAAAAUUCAUCGACGAGAAUAAGAAUUUCUAAUCGGUCUUAUUCAGCUGAAACUCCCAAACAGACUAAUGAUAGAGGACGAGAGAAACGUGCACGUUCUUCAGAAGUUAAUUCUUCUCGUUGCAUUGUCACCAAUUCAGCUCCAGUUGAAAGGGUCUUGCCAACAGUUGAGGAAAACGAAAAUCAUGGAAAGUUGGAUCACCUCAUUAAUGUUCUGGAUAAAGAUUUUCCAACGCAGGAAGAUAGCGAUGAUGGCAAUGAUGUGAAUAAUCCUGAUGCGAUCAUUCUUCCUCUCGAUUCUCUAGAGAAAUUUCAUAUUUUCGACGCAAAACUCAAGGAUGACAAGGAAUAUCGAAUGAAAAUUAAAAAACGCAUAAGAAAUAUGGUACCUCAGCCUACAAUUCAAUAUGCAACGCGUAAUCUCAGCGUUAUUGUUCGUACGUUCUUAACAAAAAAACUUGUAACUGAGAGCUUUGUAGCAUUAAAAAAAACUGCAAGCAAAAAUGCUCUGAAAGAUACAAGUCUCUACAAAUGCUUCUUGGACGUGCACCUGACAGUUUGUGGGGAUCAGAUGAAUGAAAAAAAAUUUAACGAAUUCUUGAAGAACAUGUUCAAUUCUGCUGCCGAUUGGGAUGGAGGACGUCUUGAUCGUUCUAAGCAUUAA